AUGUCAUCAGCCUCUAAGCAAAAACGUUUGGCUAAAAAAGCUGCCAAAAAUGCGUCUGCGGUAUCUACAACGAGUAAUGGUACAGGCGCAUCUAAAAAGCCAGACUCAGUAGAUGCAGCUAACGGAUUAUCCUUAGAUUCUUUAAAGAUCUCAAGCGAUAGAACUGCAAACGGUGUUCUAUCUUCACAACCAAUGUCUAAGGAUAUAAAGAUAGAACAGUAUAGUCUGUCAUUUCAUGGUCGUGUGCUGAUUGAAAACGCCACAAUCGAACUCAAUUUUGGUAGACGAUAUGGGCUUAUUGGAGCCAACGGGUCAGGAAAGAGCACAUUUUUGGCAUCUCUGGCUGCGAGGGAAGUUCAAAUUCCCGAGCAUAUUGAUAUCUAUCUAUUAAAUCAAGAAGCAGAACCGUGUGAAUUCAAUGCCACCGAAUAUGUCAUCCGGGCAGCAAAGGACGAAGUUGUUCGUCUGGAAAGAGAGGUCGAAGAUAUCUUAGCUGAAGGAGAUGGUUCGGAUGACCCAAGAUUAGAGGACUUGUACGAUCGCAUUUCUGCACUGGACGAGUCGACAUUUCAAACUCGCGCCAAUGUCCUGCUUCACGGUCUUGGAUUCACACAAACCAUGAUGAAGAAGAAAACAAAAGAUAUGUCUGGUGCAAAUCACUUGGAUUUGGAAGCUUGUGUGUGGCUUGAAGAAUAUUUGAAGACCUACGACCGUAUUUUGUUAUUAGUUAGUCACUCUCAAGAUUUCCUUGAUGGUGUGUGCAACCAAACUAUACAUUUGAAUGAAAAGAAGAAACUGAUCUACUAUGGAGGCGGUUAUUCUACAUUUGUUAAGACAAAAGCAGAGUUGGAGGUCAACCAAAUGAAAGCAUACCACAAGCAGCAAGAUGAAAUUGCCCAUAUAAAGAAAUUCAUCGCUUCAGCUGGUACAUAUGCUAAUCUGGUCCGACAAGCUAAAAGUAAACAAAAAAUUAUAGAUAAGAUGGAGGCUGCAGGUUUGAUUGAAAAGGUCGAGACGCCAUCAACUUUCAAGUUUAAGUUUCAAGAUGUCGAAAAAUUGCCACCACCUGUACUCCAGUUCGAUCAAGUUUCAUUCUCUUACAAUGGGAGUACCAAAUCAGAGGACCUUUUAUAUGAAGACUUGGAUCUUGCAGUAGACAUGGAUUCUCGAGUGGCUCUUGUGGGCCCUAAUGGGAAAAGUACUUUGCUCAAGUUAAUGAUGGGUGAACUUCAACCUGUAACGGGACGGAUUGCUCGCCAUACAAAUCUGAAAUUAGCAAAAUACAGCCAACAUAGUGCCGACCAGCUUGAAAUGGACUUGAGCCCUAUACAAUAUAUGAGAAAAAAAUUCGCUCAUCUGAAUGGCGAUGUCGACUUUUGGCGUAAUCAAAUUGGUCGUUAUGGUCUCACCGGAGCUCACCAAACGUCCCCGAUUGAGACUCUUAGUGACGGUCUAAAGACUCGUUUGGUAUUCGCCGAAUUGGUAUUGUCCACUCCUGAUAUAGUGCUGAUGGACGAACCUACGAAUCACUUGGAUAUGGAAAGUAUCGACUCUUUAGCAAAAGCUAUUAACGAAUUCACGGGUGGCGUGGUUUUGGUUUCCCACGAUUUCCGGCUAAUCUCACAG
Molecule: messenger RNA, 1626 nt
Organism: Acaulospora morrowiae
Lineage: Eukaryota; Fungi; Glomeromycota; Glomeromycetes; Diversisporales; Acaulosporaceae
Source: the annotation of a GenBank genome assembly